GGCGUCAGCUCCGGAGCCAUUGGUCUCUGGCUGCAUUUUUGGGCUUGUUGUUGUCUAUGUUUCGAAUGAUUUCUGGCACAUUCUGCCCGGCAACUCGACAAGAAAUUCCGGUUACGUUGACUGCUGAAUUGUGACUACAGUCAGUCAGUGCUGCUCCCACAGAUGAGAUCUACUGCUUUGAUCCUGCCUCCACACAACCAGGAAGGAGAAGGACCAGAAUUGGUGCAAUCAAAAGGGGGAGGUGGCAGCAGAAAGGAAUACCGGACAGUUACUGCCCACUGAAAUCUACAACUUUGGCUAUCAAAGGUUUAGUCGCUGAAGAGAAGGCGCCUGACCCAUUCCUGACACUGCUGUUGGUCUUUUUCGAGCACGAUGGUCCGGCAGACGGACCCCGCUGAGGGGCAACCUAAGUGACAAGGAGGCGACGUAAGCCUCAAGUGUGCCCGCGGGACUGGUGUGGGUGUGUCUCUGCUGCUCUGGGUGUGAUUGAGCUUGGCGGAAGGGAACAGCUCACUGACCUGCUCUGCCAGCUGCCUCCACAUCCGCCCCUGAGCUCUGCCCACCCGCCAUUGCCGGGAGUAGGGAGAGGGCCAGGUCGGGACGGGACGGGGGGCCUUUGUUUUUCGGGGGUGGGGGGGUCGGUGCAGGGUAGCCUAUGCUAUGGUGAGCUGCUCCCUGUCUGCCUGCUUGUGCUCAGACUCUGAAGAAUUCUCCGUUCGGCCGCAGGAUAAAGGAUAGCCUUCUUGCCAGGGAGUGGGGAGGCACGAGGCGCGAGGGGGCCCAGGCCCAGCUCUCUAUACCUGUGCAGCCGUGUGGGUUGGGGGUCCGGCCGCAGGCGGGCCCGCAGACGACCGCAGCCAUGGUGAAGCUGGCCAACCCGAUGUACACCUCCUGGAUCCUGGAGGCCAUCAAGAAGGUGAAGAAGCAGAAGCAGCGGCCGUCCGAGGAGCGCAUCUGCAAUGCCGUGUCCAUGUCGCACGGCCUCGACCGCAAGACGGUCCUGGAGCAGCUGGAGCUCAGCGUCAAGGACGGCUCCAUCCUCAAGGUGUCCAACAAGGGGCUCAACUCCUACAAGGACCCAGACAACCCGGGCCGACUGGCCCUGCCCAAACCCCGGGGUAGUGGAGGAUCAGGGGGUGGUGGAGGAGGAGGUGGUGGUGGAGGAGGAGGAGGAGGUGGCAGCAGCAGCUCUGGGUCCCACAAGAAGCCCGGGCUGGACUGGAAUAAACUGAUCAAACGCGCGCUGGACGGCCUGCACGAGCCCGGCGGCUCCACGAUCAAGAGCAUCGAGCGCUUCCUCAAGUGCCAGGCCGACGUGGCGGCCUACCUGUCGGGCAGCAGCGCCCUGGCGCCGGGGCUCUUCCACCAGCAGCUGCGGGUGGCGCUCAAGCGGGCCGUGGCGCACGGCCGCGUGCUCAAGCAGGGCCCGCUCUUCCGGCUCGCCAGCCGCAGCUCGUCGUCGCACCAGAACGAUGGCACGGGUUGCGUCUCGCUCGACUCCCUGCCGCCCGUCCGCCUGCUCCCACACGAGAAGGAUAAGCCUGUGGCCGAGCCGAUUCCCAUCUGCAGCUUCUGCCUGGGGACCAAGGAGCAGAACCGCGACAAGAAUCCAGAGGAGCUCAUCUCCUGCGCAGACUGUGGCAACAGCGGCCACCCGUCCUGUCUGAAGUUCUCCCCUGAGCUGACGGAGCGGGUCAAGGCUCUGUGGUGGCAGUGCAUCGAGUGCAAGACCUGCAGCAGCUGCCAGGACCAGGGCAAGAAUGCGGAGAAUAUGUUGUUUUGUGAUUCCUGUGACCGGGGUUUCCACAUGGAGUGCUGUGACCCCCCACUGUUGCGGAUGCCAAAAGGCAUGUGGAUCUGUCAGAUCUGCCGGCCGAGGGAAAAGGGACGACGGCUCUUACACGAGAAAGCAGCACAGAUCAAGCGACGCUACAACGCCCCGCUGGGUCGGCCCAAGAACAGGUCCAAACGGCCUUUUAAGAAGUUUCGCGGGGGUAACGGAGGCGGUCGGGGCCGUCGGCGGGGGCGACCCUCGGCGGCCGACCGGCGCUCGCAGGGCUCGUCCUCGCCGCACUCCUCGUCCAGCUCCUCGUGCGAGGGCUACCCGGGGGACGACCAGCUGCUCUUCCCCAUGCGCCACGACGACGACUCGUCGACCAGCAGCGGCCUGUACUUCAACAAGAAGACCAAGGGCCUGAUCGACGCGCUCAGCAAGUUCUUCACGCCCUCGCCGGACGGGCGCAAAGCGCGCUCUGAGACGGUGGACUACUCGCAGUGCCGCAUGCGCAAGAAGAACAGUCGCCGGGGCGAGCAGGACGACCGCUCGGGAGACAAUCAGGACGGCGAUGAUUGGCACGAUGAGGAGGAUAAACUGCCGGGCCACGAGAACCUGACGGAGAAAGACGUCGAACUGUUCAGACACAUCCAGCAAGUGGCACUACAGAAAGUCGGCGUGACAGGACCGCCGGAUCCGCACAUGCGCUGCCCGUCCGUCAUCGAGUUCGGGAAGUACGAGAUCCAGACAUGGUACUCCUCUCCCUACCCGCAGGAGUUCAGCAGACUGCCCAAGCUGUACCUGUGUGAGUUCUGCCUGCGCUACAUGAAGAGCCGCAGCAUCCUGUACCAGCACAUGCGCAAGUGCGGCUGGUUCCACCCGCCCGCCAACGAGAUCUACCGGAAGGAUGACGUCUCCGUGUUUGAGGUGGACGGCAACGUCAGCACGAUAUACUGUCAGAACCUGUGCUUACUGGCCAAGCUCUUCCUGGACCACAAGACGCUGUACUACGACGUGGAGCCCUUCCUCUUCUACGUGCUCACGCAGAACGACAGCAAGGGAUGCCACCUCGUUGGAUACUUUUCCAAGGAGAAACACUGUCAGCAGAAGUACAAUGUGUCCUGCAUCAUGAUUCUUCCACAAUACCAGCGCAAGGGCUAUGGCCGCUUUCUCAUCGACUUCAGCUACCUUCUGUCCAAGCGUGAGGGUCAGCCAGGCUCGCCGGAGAAGCCUCUGUCGGACCUGGGCCGCCUGUCCUACAUGGCCUACUGGCGCAGCGUGGUGCUGGAGUGCCUGCACGAGAUGGGCGACCGGCAGAUGACCAUCCGGCAGCUCAGCAAGAUCACGGGCAUCUGCCCGCAGGACAUCACCUCCACCCUCCUCCACCUCAACAUGCUGGAGCAGCGCGGGGGCCGGUUGGUUCUGGUGCGUCGGGAGAAGCUGAUCUCAACACACAUGGGCCGUCUGCAGGCAAGGCCGCGGCAGCUGGACGUGGACCCUGACUGUCUGCGCUGGACCCCGGUGAUUGUGUCCAACAUUGUGGUGUCUGACGGGGAUGGAGAGGAUGACGAGGACGAGGAAGCUGAGGAAGAUAGGGAGGAAGAGAACGGCAAAGAGAUCAAGCCGAUCCACAGGACGCCCCCACUCUCUUGGCACAGGGGAGUGGACCGAGGGGAUGAGGAAGAGGAGGAGGAGGAGGCCGAAGAAGACAGGAAGUGCUUCCCCUCCCCCUUCCCCAGCAGGCCGAGCCCUCCGUCCUCCCCAGUCCGCCGCUCCCCUCCCAGUCCGGUCAGAGCCCCUGCCCCCGCCAACGGGGAACGGCGGGGCCGAGGCCGGCCACCCAAGAACUGGCCCUGGGGGAAAGCUCGUCCAGGCAGGCCGAGGAAGCACCGGCCGGAGGAGGACAACUACCACGACGACCGGACCAAGAGCCUGAAAGCCCCGGGGGCCUCGUCCGGCCUUCCCACGGGACCCUUCUUCGGCCAGUCGGGAGACGGUAACUCGGGGCUGAGCCGGCAGUCGGAGCUGCCCCGGCUACCGCAACCGCCGGCUCCCCGCAGCAGGGGGCGUCCCCCGCGGAAGAAGCGCGGCCCUAAGCCCCGGCUGCCCGAGGGCUCCGCAGACGCCCUGCCCAUGCUGCCCCAGGCGCCCAGGCCGUGCGACCCGCCGCCCAUGCACCGGCCGCGCUUCAGCGAGAGCAGCGACGAUGAGGAGGAUGACGACGAGGAGAUGCAAGCCUGUUCGCCUCCCAUCCUUACCAAACCCACACUCGGCCUCAAGUGCAAGAAGCCUAUGAGGAAACGUCGGAUGCGGCAGCCGAGUCACCCACACAGUAGUGUGGUGACGGAAACCAUCUCUGAGACGACAGAAGUCCUGGACGAGCCCUUCGUGGACUCUGACACCGAGCGACCAAUGCCCCGUCUCGAAGAGGAGACGCCACUGCGCCGUUACCCAGCUGCCCGCGCCGCCCUCAAUCACAGCGACCCUGCGCCCAAAAGAAGCCGACCGCACUUAUCGGACGAGUCAGACGAUGAUGAUACCACUCCUGUGCUGAAGCCUGUUCCCGGUCUGAGGAAGCCAGAGCCAUCGGACCCGACUGACCGGGGAGAGCCUCCUGCCCCGACCCCCGAGGUCCCCGUGAAGAAGAAGAAGGGCUGGCCCAAGGGCAAGGCGCGCAAGCCCUUACACUGGAAGAAGCGGCCGGGGAGGAAGCCCGGCAGCGGGGCCAACCAGCAGGCCACCGACGCGGCCCAGUCCGGCGACCCGCCGCCGCCCAAGAUCAAGAUGAAGCCGGGCAGGAAGCCCCGCAGCUGGUACGAGCAGCGCGCCCGAGAGGAAGCCGCCCGGUUAGAGCUGGAGAGAGGAAUGCUGGGACAGCAGCAGCAGCAGCAGUCGUCGUCGCCGCCGCCGCCACAGCCCGACGUCAGGCGGCGGAGCCUGACCUCCGACCUAGGACACGACAAGCGCAAGGAGUCGGACGACGACGACUUCAAGCCGGUCGAGCCGCCGAAGCCCAGGAGGAGAGGCCGGCCGCCGAAGAACCCCGCCGCUCGCCUGCCCCCGCCACCGCCUCCACCCAAGCCCCCCAUCUCUGAGCCUGAGGAGGAGGAGGAAGAGGAAGAUGAGGAGGAGAGGGGUUGGGCCCCGGACAAGCCCAGCCGACCGCCCUCGCGCAACAUGUUACCCGCGUCCUCCGCCAACUCUCGGUUAGCACAGUCGCGACCCGACAUGGACAUGGGGGACGGCGAUGAAGAGGAGGAACGAGAGGACGAAGAGUGCGAGCGGAGGCCCGCCGUGACGCCCGGCUCGGGCAGUCGCCGCAGCGACGACCACGACGCGGACGACGAGGGCGACGGCCACCUGGAGGAGAAGAGCGACAGCAGCAGCAAGCGGCGGAAGGAGCCGGACUCGGAGGACGACGAGGAAGAUGAGGAAGACGAGGAGCCAGCCACGCCCGUGCGCUCGCCGCCCGUGAAAGAGGAACCCCAGAGCGGAGACACUUUUUUAGGCAUGCAGGGGAGCGUGGGGGCCAGGGAGUACGUGAACAAGCAGGAGGAAGAGGAGGAGGAGGAGGACGAGGAGGAGGAAGAAGAAGAGGCCGAUGAGGUGCAGGAGGUGAAGGCCCGUCCGGCGGACUCGCCGGAGGAGCGCAGGCGGCGCGAGGCGGAGGAGUCCUCCGCGGCAGCCGCCGCCGCCGUCGAGACGGUCACGGCCAUCGGCGUGCCGGACGAGCCCCUGGAGCUGCAGCCCCUCCACGCCGAGGACAAGGCGGUGCUGAUGCUGCAGGCCGAGCAGCAGCAGCACGCGCACUCCCACCCGCACCCCCACGCCCUCCCCCACCAGCACCCGCACGCCACCGCCGACUACAAGGAUGACAUGGCCCACAGUGGCGCCCAUCACCACCACCACCACCACCACGCGCACCAUCACCAUCACCACCCGCACCACCACCACCACCACCCGCAGCACAGCAGCGAGCUGGACCUGGAGACGGUGCAGGCCGUGCAGUCGCUCACGCAGGACGAGGCGCCGGACGAGGAGGCCGAGCCGCACCCGGCCACGUCGGCCGCCGCCGCCGCCUCCUACCAGGACUGCGAGGAGACGCUGGCCGCCUGCCGCACGCUGCAGAACUACGGCCACGGCGAGCCCGAGGACGACGCGCUGGGACUGGUGGAGGACUGCGGCGCGCCGGCCACCGCCCCGGCCACCGCGCCCUCCUCCCAGCACAGCAGCCCGCUCCCCAACCCGCCCAUGCCGCCGCUGCCCGGGCAGUCGGUGCGCUCCGUCAACAGCCCCAGCAUGACCCCGGGCCCUCUGGAGUCCGGUCAGCAGGGGGGAGCGCCCGGUGCCCCGUCCGGGACGGGCGGAGGUGCGGGGGGUGGCGGCAGCGGCUACACCCAGAUCACCCCCGAGCACCCCGGCUCGCUGUCGGCCCCGUCGCUGCAGAACAUGGAGACGUCGCCGAUGAUGGACGUGCCGUCGGUGUCGGACCACUCGCAGCAGGUGGUGGACAGCGGCUUCAGCGACCUGGGCAGCAUCGAGAGCACCACGGAGAACUACGACAACCCCAGCAGCUACGACUCCACCAUGGGCAACGGAGGCAACGGCAACGGAGGGAACGGAGGCGGCCUGUCCGCCGCCGCCGCCGUGGCGGCCGCCUCUUCGUCGGCGGCCUCGUCUUCCUCGUCGUCGUCGUCCUCCAGCUCGGCCGCCCCGUCGUCCUCGUCGUCGCAGGCCAACAGCUGCUCGUUCGUGUCCACCCCGGCCUCCGUGGGCGCCCAGCUGGGCAUGGGCAGCUGCAGCCUCAUCCAGCAGGCCGGCCCGGGGCCCAACAGCAACAGCGCCCCCAACAGCGGCGCAGGAGGGGUACAGGUGCCUCAGCCGCCCCCGCCGCCACCGCCCCCCUCGGCCAACACGCCCGGCUGCGGCAUCAAGUCCCCGCAGAGCUGCGUCAUCGAGAGGCCGCCCAGCACCAACCAGCAGCCCCAGAAGAAGGUGCCUCAGCAGCAGCAGCAGCAGCAGGGGCCAAACACCCAACCGCAGCCUCCACCUUCAGCUCCCCCACCCACUCCACAGCAGCAACAACAACAACAGCAGCAGCAGCAGCAGCAACAACAACAACAACAACAACAACAGCAGCAGCAACAGCAGCAGCAGCAGCAGGCGCUGUCCCAGUGCAGCAUGGGAAACGGUUUCGGCUCCACGCCCAUGAUCAUGGAGAUCCCCGAGAGCGCCGGCGGAGGCGGCGGAGGCCGUAGCCUCUACAUGAGCCAGGACUUUGGCGCGGGCGGCUACGGGCAGCCCUCGGCCACGUUCAGCCUGGCCAAGCUGCAGCAGCUCACCAACACCAUCAUGGACCCGCACGCCAUGCCGUACUCCCACUCGGCGGCGGUCACCUCCUACGCGUCCAGCGUGUCCCUGUCCAACUCGGGCCUGGCCGGCCUCGCCUCCAGCCCGCACCCGCCGCUGGCCCAGGGCCAGGCCGCCAUGACGUCGGCGCCCAACCUGAGCUCGGGCUCCAUGAACCUGCUCCAGUGCAACAUGGCCGGCGCCAACAUCAGCCUGGCGCCGCCGCCCCACACGCAGCGGCUCCAGGGCCAGAUGGCGUCGGUCAAGAGCCACAUCUCCAUCCGCUCCAAGGCCUCGCAGCUGCCCGCCGGCUCCCCGCACCAGCAGCAGCUGUACGGCCGCAGCGCGGGGCCCGUGACCAUGCAGGGCUCGCCGCGGCCGCUGACCGUGCAGCGCAGCAUGAUGCCCAACCUCAUGCCCACGCCGGCCGCCUACAACUCCAUGAACAUGAACCCGCUCAACGCCGCCAUGUCGGCCAGCUACCGCAUGGCGCAGCCCAUGAUGAACAGCGGCUACCACGGCAACCCGCCCUACAUGAACCAGCCGGCGCAGUACCCCAUGCAGAUGCAGAUGGGCAUGAUGGGCGGCCAGGCCUACCCGCAGCAGCCUAUGCAGCCCAAUCACCAUAGCAACAUGAUGUACACGGGCCCCUCCCAUCACAGCUACGCCGGCGUCCCCAAACAGUCGCCGUACAUGAGCAGAUGAGCAGCGGCGGGGAGAGGAGACAUUACCCCACAUCAGCCCUCUCCUCUGCUCUGGGCCAGGCAUCUCUCUACUGACUCCUAUGUUUCCCCCCAUCCUCCAAAGCCAGACUGAGUGAAUGUUGGUGAGGUGGAGGUGAGGGGGGGCGGCGGGGGGGGGCCUGCACACAGCCCUGCCUGCACACACAGCAGCGCAAGGAACAGGAAGAGCAGACACAGGGAGGGGACUCGAACUAAAGGGACUGUGAUGUUCGUUGUCUUUUUGUUUACCCUUUUUUUUGUAUGUCGUCAGUCUUUUUGUUCUGUUUUUUUAUUUUUUAUUUUUUGCUUUGUCCCCUCCCUAAAUCCUUCCUGCCGAUACAUGUGUGAACCCUGCCUGAGCAGGCUGUGCUGGGGCCGCUGGCUGGUUAGACGCCGUGGUAAAUGGACCGUCGGUGGGACAGACUCGCGGGGGACUCCAUGGGGCCCUGAGCCUCCUCUGUUCACCACACUUAAAGCCCCGAGGCGCGCCACUCCAUCCAUCCCAUGGAGAGCGCAGAAGAGGAGGACAGGAAGAACUCUCCAAUGUGGUGGCCUGUACGGGAUGUGAGGACUCUUCCCGAGCUAGAUAUAUGGGGGGGGAAAAGAGAGACAGACAUAAGUGGUUGUCAAAUGUUAAUCUGACCAUUCACACAAUCUUUCAUUGACAUAGGAAGCCUUACCUUGCGAAUGGGGGAAAAAGAGUUUGAAUUUAAAUGGACAUUUUGUUUUUGUUCUUUUCUAUUGGUAUAUAAUUUUUAAUACAUUUAUCUUGUUUUGUCUCUUUUGACGACCAUUGAAUUUCUUGUGUUCAGUCCAACCUCAUGCUUUGUAUGUAUAAUUUUUUUUUUUUACUUUGUUCAGGUGAGCGCGUGUGUGUGUGUGUGUCUGUCUGUGUAUGUGUGUAUGUAUGCGUGCGUGCGUGCGUGCGUGCGUGCGUGUGUGUGUGUGUGUGUGUGUGUGUGUGUGUGUGUGUGUGUGUGUGUAUGUAUGUGUGUGCGUUUGGCUCAAGGUGGCACCCAUUUGCUCUGAUGCAUCCACGUGCUGGAGUACAGACACACACAUGCACACAUCUCUAUUGCCACUUUGAGAGCCAAGGUGGAGGCACU
This is a messenger RNA of Sardina pilchardus (European sardine), 8951 nucleotides long. RefSeq names its product K(lysine) acetyltransferase 6A (gene kat6a). Lineage: Eukaryota; Metazoa; Chordata; Actinopteri; Clupeiformes; Clupeidae. The record is from RefSeq and is a predicted model, not a curated record. Gene Ontology annotation, cellular component: chromatin; nucleosome; MOZ/MORF histone acetyltransferase complex. Gene Ontology annotation, biological process: nucleosome assembly; negative regulation of DNA-templated transcription; positive regulation of transcription by RNA polymerase II. Bases 860 to 7828 code for a protein of 2322 amino acids. The transcript is spliced from 17 exons. Gene Ontology annotation, molecular function: DNA binding; transcription coregulator activity; histone acetyltransferase activity.